Molecule: messenger RNA, 2462 nt
Organism: Neohortaea acidophila
Lineage: Eukaryota; Fungi; Ascomycota; Dothideomycetes; Mycosphaerellales; Teratosphaeriaceae
Product: 5-aminolevulinate synthase
Exons: 1
Coding region: 304-2175 (623 amino acids)
Biological process (GO): heme biosynthetic process
Cellular component (GO): mitochondrion
Molecular function (GO): pyridoxal phosphate binding; 5-aminolevulinate synthase activity
Source: RefSeq, a predicted model, not a curated record
CACCAUUUCCGUCAGGAUGAUCAGCAUCCCGGUCCAAUGACGACUUGCAUUAGAGCGCUGUUACAGUAAUAGCCUAUCAAUAAGCGAGUAAUGCGUCGGUCCUCAUUGGUUCAGGGCUUCCUCUUCUCCGCAUUCUCGACAAAUUGGGCCAACGCUUGAACGGAUGGAGGCACAUCCGCGCCUCCUCCGCCAUCAUCUCCCACGAAACAACACCUCUCCCUUCCCCCUUGGAAAAGAAUUCCAUCAUCCUCACAGCAUAACAAUUUCACUCCAUCACUGCAUACCAUUCACCCACGUCCAACCAUGGAGGCCCUUCUGCGCCAGUCGCGCACCAUGUGCCCCUUCUUGAAGAAAACUUCGCCCGCUACCCUGCGCUGCCUGUCCACCAGCGCCGCCGUCAAGCACUCCGCCCCCGGCGGCGGGGCCAUGUCCAACUUGCAAAUCAUUGCUCGUCGCUGCCCCAUCAUGGGCAAAGCCAUGGCCCAGUCCUCCGCCCGCGUCGGCGCCGCUCAGAGCGCUCGCAUCGGCAACGCCGCCAUUGCUGGCGCUUUCGGCGGAUCCCGUGCGUACCACGCCAACUCCAAGGCCAAGCUGCACACCACCGCCAGCAAGGGAGCUCAAGCCGUCGACGUCCCAGCUACCGGCCGUGAGCACGCUCCCUUUGCUCCUCCCAAGUCCAAUGCCGCCGCUGCCGCCACCGCCACCCACGGUGCUCGUGGAGCCGCCGCCAACUUUGACUACGAGGGCUUCUACACGAAUGAGUUGGACAAGAAGCACAAGGACAAGAGCUACCGCUAUUUCAACAACAUCAACCGCCUGGCCCAAGAUUUCCCUCAGGCCCACAUGGCGACCCCGGAGGAGCGAGUGACCGUUUGGUGCUCCAACGAUUAUCUGGGCAUGGGCCGCAACCCACACGUUCUGAAGCAAAUGCACGAGACUCUGGACAAGUACGGCGCCGGUGCCGGCGGCACGAGGAACAUUUCCGGCCACAACCAGCAUGCCGUUGCGCUCGAGGCCACCGUGGCCAAGCUGCAUGCCAAAGAAGCUGGCCUUGUCUUCUCCAGCUGCUACGUCGCCAAUGAUGCCACCCUCGCGACCCUCGGCAGCAAGCUGCCCAACUGCGUCAUUCUCAGCGACAGCAUGAAUCAUGCCUCGAUGAUUCAGGGCAUCCGCCACUCCGGAGCGAAGAAGAUUGUCUUCAAGCACAAUGAUAUGACUGAUCUCGAGAACAAGCUGGCUUCCUUGCCCGCGGACACCCCCAAGAUCAUCGCCUUUGAGAGCGUGUACAGCAUGUGCGGCAGCGUCGGCCCAAUCGAAGCCAUCUGUGACUUGGCCGACAAGUACGGCGCAAUCACCUUUUUGGACGAAGUCCAUGCCGUGGGCAUGUACGGACCAAACGGCGCCGGCGUGGCCGAACAUCUGGACUACGAAGUGUACGCCAAUGGUGGCGAGACCAAGGGUACGGUGAUGGACCGCGUGGACAUCAUCACCGGCACUCUUGCCAAAGGCUACGGAUGCGUGGGUGGCUACAUUGCUGGUUCCGCCAAAAUGGUCGACACCGUCCGCUCCCUUGCUCCGGGCUUCAUUUUCACCACUUCUCUGCCUCCCGCCACUAUGGCUGGAGCCAAGGUCGCAAUCGAGUACCAAACCAACUACUUGGGCGACCGCCGUCUCCAGCAGCUCAACACCCGUGCCGUCAAGGAGCAGUUGAGCGCACUGGACAUCCCCGUCAUUCCCAACCCCUCGCACAUCGUUCCCUGCUUGGUCGGCAGCGCCGAGCUCGCCAAGCAAGCCUCCGACCUGCUGCUCGAGAAGCACCAGAUCUACGUGCAGGCCAUCAACUACCCCACCGUGCCCGUGGGAGAGGAGCGUCUCCGCAUCACCCCCACGCCCGGACACGUCAAGCACUACCGCGACCACCUCGCCCAGGCUCUGGACAGCGUGUGGAGCGAGCUAAAGAUCAAGCGCACCUCCGACUGGGCUCGCGAGGGCGGCUUCAUCGGCGUUGGCGUUGCCAAACCCCAGCUUCCCGAGCCACUGUGGACAAACGAGCAGCUCGGCUUGACGGAGAUUGAGAAGGGCUUGAAGGCCGGACAAGGCGCCCUGGGCGUGCUCGAGCACGUUCUUGAGCAAGAGACCCCUCAGGUCCAGCGCGCUGUUGCCGCCGCAGCCUAGACUGCUUCUCUCGGUCUCCUCAAUGCACGAUUUGCUCUUCUUUGCCGCAGUGAUUUUGAAUCUGCGUGAGACGGAUAAUUUUCGGAUGAUCUUCAUGCCUUCACCCGCGCGUGCUCUUGCACGAGUUGUAUCUAGUGCAGCCCCUCACUCUAGUCUCUCAUUGAAAUGCUGUCGAAACCCACUCCUGUACAAUUUUCACAUCUCACAUCUCACAUCUCACCUUUCACCCUAACCCUCAACACAAGGCAUUUUGACCCGCAUUUUCAACAGAAUCUAAGAGUGUGCCU